Molecule: messenger RNA, 2097 nt
Organism: Pediculus humanus corporis (human body louse)
Lineage: Eukaryota; Metazoa; Arthropoda; Insecta; Psocodea; Pediculidae
Product: peptidyl-prolyl cis-trans isomerase G, putative
Exons: 7
Coding region: 1-2097 (698 amino acids)
Biological process (GO): regulation of transcription by RNA polymerase II
Cellular component (GO): nucleus
Molecular function (GO): DNA-binding transcription factor activity, RNA polymerase II-specific; RNA polymerase II transcription regulatory region sequence-specific DNA binding
Source: RefSeq, a predicted model, not a curated record
AUGGAUUCACAAGACGAUGCGGUUCAAAAAUCAGACGAAAACAUAAUGAAAAAUAAAUAUGAGAGAGAGACAGAGUCCAAAUUAUGUAACGGGCACGUUAGUGAAAACGAAAAAAAAGAUGAGCCGGUCAAAGCAAAUUAUAAAAGGAAAAAUAUGUCGGAUACGGAAGAAGAAACAGAAGGAAAGCGAGCCAAUUUAAAAACUGAGGAUUCAGUGAAAGGAGAAAUUCCAGCACAUCACGCUAGAAGACCCCCAAAUGGGUUUUUGUUGUUUUGCAAGAGGCAUCGGGAUAUUGUCAGUGCUAAAAAUCCAAAUUUAGAAAAUCGAGGUGUGACUAAAUUAUUAGGAAAUUGGUGGAGAACAUUAGAAGAAGAUGAAAGAGAUAAAUACAAGGAACUUGCUCGACAGAACAAGGAAAUUUUUAUUGCUAACAAUCCUCAAUUUACUUGGUAUAAGCUACCAGCUCCACCCCUACGAACUCUUGUCACUAGACCAUCAAACAGGAGACCCCCUAAUCAAUUAGGAGGUUUAACUAGUCUUUUAAGUUCAUCUUUGUCUCCUCCGACAACUCCUCUGAAUGCUUCACCGCCAUUGCCGUCUGUUUUAAGUCACUCUGCUCCUCCUAAAAAAAGAUUUUUACUUCAAACCAGGACGAAGCCUCCCAAAGAUGAUUCUGAAUCGGCGAGUGAAUCCGAAGAAACGACGGAAAUAUUUUCAAAAAAAAGCCAUAAGGGAGAAAAAAGAAAAAAUAAAAAAAAAAAUAGUUUAAUCAAGUACAAAAAAAAUUCAAAGGCUAAACGGAAAGAUUCCUUAUACGAAAAAAAUUUUAUUGAAAACGAGCCAAACGAAUCUCGCUCGUGGAAAUCCGAUAAUAAUAAUUGCACUCAACAACAAUUAAUUGAAAAAAUAGUUGAUUCAAGUUUCGACGUUCAAAAAUCAUAUCAAGAGUUGGAUGUCCAACGCACUUUAGAUUAUAUAAAUACUGAACAUACGUAUCAAAAGAACCCGACCAGAUUUUGGCAAUCUCAGAAGAAUCAAAAAAUGGAUAAAAAAGAUGAUAAGAUAUCAGUACAAGUGAGUUCAAAACCCUACGAGAUGAAUGAAACACUCAUGAGUCCAAAUUUAAAUAAUAAUACAAUAGUUUUGUCCUCUGACAAGGAAGAAAGUAAAAAAAAUUGCGUAAAUUAUUCUUUUAACGAUAACAAUAAUUUGAUAGUAGAUUAUAUUAAUCCGAACCAAAGAAAGCUGGUCCUACCUAGUAUACAGACUAAUCAUGAUCGAAUGAGGACUAGUAAAAUAGAAGACGGGGAAGAAAGUAAGGGUAAAAAUGAAGGUGAUUAUGAGGUACCAGUAAACUGUGAUAAACGUAGUGCGAAUUUCCAAAGCAUAUUAGGAAAAGUAAGUCGAGAAAUAGUGAGCAUGAUAAAAGAGCGAGUUUCAGAAGACGCUGAAGAAAUGGCGGUUGCAAAAUUUAACGUAAGAUCUAGAAGCGAAACCGAUUCCGACGAAUCGUGGUACGAAAAAUCCGACAACAGUCCGCCCGAGUCUCCACGUGGUCGAAGAUCGAAAAGAUCUUGCAAGGGUCAAAGAUACGAGCAAUACAUAAAGAAUUCGGUGAGCAAAAAAAGAAGCAAAAAUUUAAAUUUUCAUUCUGCGACGGGAGAUGAAGAAAAAAUGAGUUCGAACGUGAAAACGAAAAAGAAAAAAAUUCAUAAAAGAGAAAAUUCGAAUUUGCACAAUGACAAAUAUUAUUUGAAAAAAGAAGGUGCAAAGGCUUCUGACAUAAUACAAUUGAAAUUGGAAUUGGAACAAAAGUUGAAAAAACAUGGCGAAGAAAAAAACAUAAGAAAAAUAAAAGAUGCCAAAAAUGUAAUUAAAAAAAAGCCAAUAUCAAAAGUUCAAAUGAUAAAAGAAAAGAAAGAACUUCACGGAGGAGGAAAGUUACCAAACGUCGGACCUGAUUCUUCUUCCUCUUCGGCCAUUACAUCAAAACCAAUAUCAAAUUCCGUUCAAGGCAUUUCAAGACCGGAUUUUGCUGAUUUAACAACUCUAGCUGAAACUGCCUUAACUUUGUUAUCGCUCCAAGAACCCCGUUAA